This is a messenger RNA of Klebsormidium nitens, 3534 nucleotides long. The record is from the annotation of a GenBank genome assembly. NCBI's taxonomy places the organism in Eukaryota, Viridiplantae, Streptophyta, Klebsormidiophyceae, Klebsormidiales, Klebsormidiaceae.
AUGCUGUGUCGGGAAGUAAGUACUUUCGGAGCUGUGGAGGAGACGAGCACUGAGGGGGCAGCAAGUCCUCUGGCGAGGGGCAUCAAGGAGCAGGCGUUGCGCUGCCUCGUGCUGAUGACGGCUCCAGAGCAAUCGGUUCGCGUCCUCUUGCCGACGGGAUCGGCAUCCCCCCCGCUUAGGCUCUACAUGACGGCAUGGGAUCACAAUGGGGAGGGCCGGCCAAAAGGGCUUGGGAAGCCAUCCAAGAUCCAUGCGCUCCCAGAGACGGUCUGGUGGAGCACGCUCGGCGAGCUCUGCUGUACGUGCGAUCGGGGGCGGCUCAUGGGCGACGCGCCUUGCGUCCACAAGCUGGCGAUGGCGGCCUUCAGCAAGAGUUGGGCCUCGACGGCGGAGCUUCCUACCCACGAGUCGCUCGGCAGGGGGGCGAGGGUGGAGCGGGUUGGCUCCGACGAGACGGGGAGCUACUUUGCGGUGGCCGACAACCUCCAAAGACCGCCAAGCCCUCAGAGGCGCAUGGUCUUUCGCAGCAGCAAGGGGGGUUGGUAUUGCGAGGGGAAGCGCGACGGGUGUCCAAGCCUCGUCGACUGCUCGCACGUCAUGGCGGCAAAGGGAGCUCUGAGGAAUGAGGGAGACCUUCCAGUUGCCGACCAGAUGGUUCUGAGGCUCUUGGAGCCGCUGUCGGAGGCUGCGCUGGACUGGCUCGAGGCGUGGAACGGAGAGUUGCCAAAGAUUGGAAAAACCCCCGCCGUGGGACCCCCCUCGCAAGAAAGAGAUGAUGACGGGCUGUCGAAGGAGGAGCGGUACCUCAUCGAGCUACUGGAGCGGCGGCCCCACGAGCGAGCGGCGUGCGCGGGGGACUCAUGCUUUUGUCGACAGCAUGAUCGACUCUUUGGGGAGGGAAGCGAGCAAGGCGAGGCCGCCGCACACGUGAAGAAUGCCAGGAGCAGUCGAGGCCCAGGGGAGCGGAGGCGGCUGAGGAGGAUCACGUGCCUCCUCGCAAACGGGCGAGGCGCAACAAGGCUUUCUGGGAGGCACACAAGCGAGGCUCUCAGCCGGCGCCGAAAGAAGGGUGGGGCGCUCGACCGCCAGCGGAUGCGAGGGGGAAAGAGGCAAUCAGAGCUGCUCACCACGGAAGCGGCCCAAGUCACAAGGCCCAAACUCGCUCGGCCAAGUGACUCGCACGCCGUUCACGACCCCAUGGUGGCCUCGCUAGACAGCCCCGUUCCCGUGAGCAAGUUGAGGGAUUGCCACUUUCGCGAGCUGUCGGAGAAGGGCCUCCUAAGCGCGCCCUGCCCCCUCGAGUCGCCGGCGUGUGGCGGUUCUUGGGUAGAGGCGUGGACCGAGGCCGACGUGACGGCCUCCCAAUGGAGCCAGCGAGUGCGGGUGCGGAUCUACCACUGCCAAUGCCUCGAUGAGGCGCACGCAAUCCACUUUGACGGCGAGCACCUUGGGCUGUACGCGUGGAACCGGCGGACCCUCUUCGUGCAACAAAGUCUUCAGCUGCUCUUGCGGGGGAUGCAGCAUGGGCACAGCUUCAAGGCGGAGCUCGCGACCCAUCAGACGGCCUUUCAAUGGUCGCCUGAUGCUGCCGUCUUGAGCGAGGAGACGUGGCGCCGUGCGAGUCUCGACUUCUUCAAGCUGGUCGGCCUCGGCCUUCGAGACUGCUGCUCGUUGUGCGGACCUCAUCCCAAGAUCCUCCUCUGCGAUGGGAUCGUGGGGUUGGCAAGCACGGACGGCGCGAAGAAGCCUGGGGGGCUGGGGAGCUCUUCGCUCGACGCACGCCGCACGUUCACCCAUCCGAGCCGGCACGCGUCCGGCGCGCUCCUCGAGAAGCGGUCGAUCUCGGGGCGCGACUAUUGUGGAGCCGGCCUCGAGGGGGGCGGAAUGAAGCGCAAGCUUCUGUUGCAGCCCGAGUUGCGAGUGGCGAUUGCGCGCCUGUCGCGGCACCGUCCCAAGGACGAGAAGGUCGGGGAACCGCUGUCAAGGGCGGAGUUUGGAGCGCUCCUCGCCGGUUUGGCCCACGAUGACGCGACGAUCGUAAAGCGCUUCGGGGGUCCUGAGGAGGCGGAGGGGCCGCUUUCGGAAGACGGCAGACGGCGCAUGCUAGACGAACAACAAACGAUGGUUCUCGAUCGCAAUCGGGCCGUGUUCGAGUUGCUGACCGGGGUCCAAGCCGAUUUUGAGAGGCGAGGGUUGAGCCCAGACCUUUGGGAGCACUGGGUCGGCGAGUGGACGGAGCUCCUCUACUCUCUGGGCGCGCAUGACGCCGACGAAGACCUCAUUGGCAGCGGGGCGUUGCACGUGGUCCGGAGGUUGCUGCUCGGCGGCGACGCAUCCCUCGAGGACCGGCGGGACUUGGCAAGGGACGCGCCCAUCUUGCGACGCAUCCUUGACGCGUACGGGGGCCUCACGUUUCCGGCCUUCUUCACGCGCACGCUCUACCACCUCUACCUCCUCGCUCUCUUUGCUCGGGGUGCAACGGGUUUUGAGGCCGAGGGACGGCGGGGCUGGGUGCACGAGGCGGUCGACCCGUUCGACCAAGCCGUCUUUUUGCUCUUUGAGGGCAAAGUGCGGCCCUUGACCAUCGACGAGGGCCAGCAGUUGGAGGAGGUGCGAGGGCUGGCAAACGAGCUGCUCCCAGGGGUCGAGAGGUUGGAGCCGAGUCCCGAGCAGUGGGGGCGGAUGAGCGCGGCAGAGCGGAUACUUUUGAGGGAACGACUUGGGAGGGACGAGAAUGGAAAGGAGCGCCCCCCGCUGCAAACCGAGCACAGCUUUCGAGCGGAGCAAGACGAGUUGGCGUGCUACACCCUUCCGGGUUGGGAGCAGAGACGGGGGGUGCCGUGGCACAGCUCGUUCGAGCAUCCGGACGGCCGUAGCCGAACCUCGGAGGAGUUCAAAUGCGCAACGGGAAAGACGGUAACCGAAUGGGACGCCGAGAACGUUCCCGGACUCGUCAAGGGUGCCGGAAAGCUUUCGGGAAAGAAGGGGAGUGGGAGCAAGCGGCCGAAGAGGACUCGAGGAGCAUUCGUGUUCUGUUGUCCGCAUCGCAUCAUCUACGGCUUCCACAUCAUGCUACGCGGCGAGAGCCCAAGGGACGCCUUUGUCGUGCUCUUCACGCGGCUGAGACGAGAGGACCUGCCCGACGUGCUGGUGCACGACAACGCAUGUGCGCUGCGCAACUACUCCAUGCGGCGAGAGCCGGCGUUCUUCAGAGACGUGCGUUUCGUGGUUGACAGGUUUCACUUUUCAAAGGCCGGCUCGGAGGUGCACAAGUGCGGCCCGACGAAUUCUCCGGACAGCUACAGCUCCUUGCACUGGGUGAACACGUCCGCCGUGGAGUCGGUCAACUCCUUCCUCAAGGGGUUCCGGUCUCUGGGGUGGUACUCGGGGCUUGAGAGCUUGAUGGUGAUCCUGCCUUUGCUGCUCGGAGGGUACAAUAGCUCUUUGAAGCGGGUCGAUGACGGAAAGCUUAGCAUUGCAAUUGCGGUGGCCGUGUGGACGGGCGGAACGCGUGCUUGGCUAUUGCAGAGAUAG